AUUCAAGGGUACCUUACCUGAGGUACAAUGUACGAACUACGUCAGGAAAUGGAUUCGGGUUGCUUCCAUCCAUUCCUUCCAUUUGCAUUCUGAGUGGAACUGGCAAGGUAAAGGGAGCUCUGGCAGGCUGGUCCCAUCUACUACCCAAUUCUCCUUUCGAUCGAGUUCUCAAGAGCAGGGCAGUAUCUCUCCAAUAUAGAAGGAACGCAAAUCGAGAUCGACCUACGAAGUAUUGUCACAUUGCUGGCAACCUGCAGCUUCUCGAGUCACCAUUGUUCCAACACUAGCAACCUUCAGAACGAAGAACUCGAGAGCGCGAAGCCGACAUGUCGUGGCAAUCCAUUGCUCGCGCGCAAUUCUGACUGAUGUACCACUUUGAACGAGACUGGUUUUCGUGGUUCCAAUGGUAGCGACUGAUUCUUGAACCACGACGUUCACAAUGGAUGUAAUGGACUCGACGGCCGUCGGGGCAAUGGCAUCAGUUGCUGCUGCUGCCGGCGAUGGGUCGUCUAAUCCGCUCUCCUCGGCUGUGGCUGUAGCUAGCGAUGUUGCGAACGCCCAUGGAUCCUCUUCAUGGCUUGGAUUAUUUGCAAGGCUCGUCCUCUGGAUUCUCCAGCUGGUAUCGACAAUACUCUAUUACACCAUCAAGCUGGCCACUAUCUCGAUACCCACCCUCCUCUACACCCUCUUCUCAACCAGCCUCACCGUGACCAUGAAUGCCACUACUCUGAUGCUCAUCGUGGCCGCGAUGAUGACGGCUAUUAGCCUGGUGGUCAGAUACCGCUACCUCAAUAUGUAUUCCCGCCUACCCCCCGAACCUCAACGCAAGGAACCCGACGUCGAUCUCUUCCCAGACACACACGAGGAGGGGGUCAAGGCUGGACUAGCGAGCUACUUUGACGAGUUCCUGAGCGCCAUCAAGAUCUUCGGAUACUUGGAGCGGCCCGUAUUCCACGAGCUAACCCGCAGCAUGCAGACCAGGAAGCUUAUUGCUGGCGAAACUUUUAACCUUGAGGAGGAGAAGGGCUUCUGCCUGGUAGUCGACGGCCUAGUCCAGAUCUUCGUAAGACCGUCCAGCGACAGCCGCCGGUUUGGUCACAGUGCUCAAGUCGGGCCCACCAGCGAGCCCCCGUCGAGCGACGACGAGCAGUCCGCCCCUGGGCAUCAGCGGUACCAGCUGCUGACGGAGGUGCGGAAUGGCGCUCCCAUGUCCUCGCUCUUUUCCAUCAUGUCCCUCUUCACCGAAGACGUGCCGAUGCGUCAGACGGACGACGACAGCCCAGGACCCGGAACAGCUGCCCUCAACGCUUUGGUUCAUGGCUAUCCUACUAGCGCUGAUUUUCGCAAAACACAAAGAGUGCCAACGUCCCUUCCGGGGACUCCGCAGAUGGAUGGUCCAGCCGAGAACUCGGCCGAAACGCCGCCUGAGCACCUCACCCUUCCCGGCUCGGGCCGCGCCCUGCCCCGUAUACCGCCAAUUUCUCUUGAUGGUAAUGGCAGCAGUAGGCUCCACGGGUUUGCCCCUCAGCGAAGCAGCAUCAAUUCGGCUCACCCAGACAUCAUCGCGAGAGCAACGGUAGAUACCACCAUCGCUAUCAUUCCAGCCAGUGCUUUUCGGCGCUUGAUAAGAAUAUACCCCAAGGCCACCGCACACAUUGUCCACGUUAUCCUAUCAAGAUUCCAGAGAGUUACUCUUGCGACGGCGUACAAUUAUCUUGGCCUGACCUGCGAGGUUUUGCAAACGGAGCGCCAGAUGCUCAAAUACACGACGCAGCAACUCCCUAACCACCUCCGUGGUGAUGCGUUAGAUAGACUCAAGGAAAAGUUCAAGCGGGAAAGGGAAAGAAUUGGAGAAGAGGAUCUUAGCAAGGGGAUAGCUCUCCACAACGCCCGCGCCGGCCGUCGUCGUCGCUCGAGCACGACGCUCCGGAAAGAGGCUGCCCUGCAGGCCUUCUCGAAGCAGCGCCAGCAGUCAAUGAUUGUGACACCCCUGGAAGUUGCUGGCCCUGGCGACCUUCUAGCGGACCUCCAUCAGGCAAGGGGCGGCAGCAACCGGCCACUCAGCGCCAAUCUCUCCGACGACCAAGCUCCGCACCUAGGCCUCCAAAGGGACGCCGUGUCUCCGUUGACUCAACGCCCCUUCAGCCCCUUCAAAACGCAGAGGAACGCCCAUAGCUCUCGGGACAAGAGGGAGACUCUCGACGAAGACAAUAUAUUUCGGGAGUCUACUUUGGAAUGCAUAUUCAAGGCCAUUGGCUUGACCAGCAACGGGGCAAACCGAGAACCAGACUCGACACAGGCUUCUCCACGGCUCGUAUCCUUUGAUCAGAGGCGCCAGAAAGCUGUCUUUACUAACCAUGCGUUUGGGUUCAUGGAUGGGCUUGAAGCAUCUCCCGACGGCGAUUCGGAGUCCAUGACUUCUGCGGGGCUAUCUGCGUCGCCAGUCCCGAACGCCCACGCGCUCGCGCAAGAGAUGAGAGAUGAGAUGGAGAUAGUCUUCUUUCCCAAAGGCUCCGUAUUGGUUGAACAAGGCGAGAGAAACCCCGGCCUUUAUUAUGUCAUUGACGGCUUUCUGGACGUGUGCACCCAGGAAGAGGCUACUUCAUCUGAUGUGGUUCAGGCCUCCGGCAGGACGUCGUUACAUGCCAUGGAGAGUAAUGAGUCGCUUCGCUCGCCUCGUCGGGUGGCUGCAUCCAUGCGCAAGGGAAAUAACGUCGAAGAUAUCAAAAAGAAGCCUGAAGCAUACCGGCGAAGCGUGGCCUUGAUCAAGCCUGGCGGGCUCGCUGGUUACGUGGGAACCAUUUCGUCGUACAGAUCUUUCAUUGACGUCGUGGCAAAGACCGACGUUUAUGUCGGUUUUCUUCCUCGGCUUUCAAUCGAGCGGAUCGUCGACAGAUAUCCCAUCGUGCUCUUGACCAUGGCAAAGAGACUCACAAACCUGCUACCCCGUCUGAUUCUUCAUAUCGAUUUUGCCUUGGAAUGGCUUCAGGUCAAUGCCGGUCAAGUGAUCUUCCACGAGGGAGACGAAAGCGAGGCCAUAUAUAUCGUUUUGAACGGCCGUACCCGAUUGGUGGAGGACCGGAAAGACGGCGGGAUGAAUGUCAAGGCCGAGUUUGGCCAGGGAGAGAGUAUCGGAGAAUUAGAGGUACUGACAGAAUCUUCUCGGUCCGGCACCCUACAUGCUAUACGGGACACGGAGCUGGUCAAGUUUCCCCGGACUCUCUUCAACAGCUUGGCCCAGGAACACCCCAACAUUACAAUCAAGAUUUCUAAAAUCAUUGCAUCCCGCAUGAGAGCCCUUGUCGAUGAUCAUUCGACUGCGCUGGGGCUGAAAGACUCUACUGGGAGGAGUUCGAUCAACAAAAGCUUCACAACUCUCAACCUUAGGACCGUUGCCGUCUUGCCAGUUUCGGCCGGUGUACCUGUAGUCGAGUUUGGCAAUAGGCUUUUGAAUGCUCUGACGGAGGUCGGCGCUCCGAACGGUGCGACCUCGUUGAAUAGUACCGCCGUUUUGAAUCACCUCGGCAAACACGCGUUCAACAAGAUGGGAAAGCUCAAGCUAUCGCAGUACCUGGCAGAUUUGGAGGAGAAGUACGGGCUUGUUAUUUACGUGGCUGACACGAACGUCAAUGCUCCGUGGACACAGACUUGUAUCACGCAAGCCGACUGCGUUCUGCUAGUCGGCCUGGCUGACGGUUCCCCCGAGAUCGGAGAAUACGAACGCUUUAUGCUCGGGGUGAAGUCAACCGCGAGAAAGAUCCUCGUUCUGCUCCACCAGGAACGGUACUCCAUGCCCGGUCUGACCAGAAAAUGGUUGAAGAAUCGAGUCUGGAUCAAUGGCGGCCAUUUCCACGUCCAAAUGACAUACAGUCCCAACGCCGUGCCCAUCCACCCACCCGUAAAACCAAGCGGGCCAACUCUUAAGGAGCGGGUACAGGUUCUCCAGGCAGAAAUUCAGAAGUACACUUCUAGGAAGGUACACCACAGCACGUUCUAUUCUCCGGAUGCCCCCUUCAAAGGCGACUUUCACCGCCUGGCGCGGCGGCUCUGCGGGAAAUCGGUUGGUUUGGUCCUUGGUGGAGGAGGAGCCAGGGGCAUCGCGCACGUUGGCAUCAUCCGGGCGAUGCAAGAGGAAGGCAUCCCAAUCGACAUGGUGGGAGGAACUUCGAUUGGGGCCUUCAUUGGCGCGCUCUAUGCUCGGCACGCCGACGUGGUGCCCAUCGUGAACGCAGCCAAGAAGUUCGCGGGCCGCAUGGCCAGCAUGUGGCGCUUCGCGCUGGACCUGACGUAUCCAUCGGCUUCAUAUACGACGGGCCACGAGUUCAACCGCGGAAUCUUCAAGGCAUUCGGCAACACGCAGAUUGAGGACUUUUGGCUGGAUUACUACUGCAACACAACCAACAUCAGCAAAAGCCGCGCCGAGUUCCACACCAGCGGCUAUGCGUGGCGCUACGUUAGGGCAAGCAUGUCCCUGGCGGGCCUGCUGCCGCCGCUCUGCGACGAAGGCAGCAUGCUGCUUGACGGCGGCUACAUUGAUAACCUGACCGUGUCGCACAUGAAGUCGCUGGGGUGCGACGUCAUCUUUGCCAUCGACGUGGGCUCGCUCGACGACAAUACGCCGCAGCAGUUUGGCGACUCGCUCUCGGGCUUUUGGGCGUUUAUGAACCGAUGGAACCCCUUCUCCUCGGUGCCGAACCCGCCCACGCUCGCCGAGAUCCAGGCAAGGCUGGCGUAUGUGAGCAGCGUGGAUGCGCUGGAGAGGGCCAAGGCUAUGCCCGGCUGUAUCUAUAUGCGUCCGCCGAUUGACGAGUAUGGGACGCUGGACUUUGGUAAGUUUAUGGAGAUUUACGGGGUCGGGUAUAAGUAUGGCCAGGAGUUUCUGAAGAAAUUGAAGGAGCAGGGAGUGCUGCCCCUGGGCGAAGAGGAUGGGGAUACGGAGGGAAAGAAGGCUUUAAGGCGGACGAUGGCGCCCCGGCGGGCGAGUAUUUGA
Canariomyces notabilis is the source of this 4990-nucleotide messenger RNA. Its product is annotated as lysophospholipase NTE1. Gene Ontology annotation, molecular function: phosphatidylcholine lysophospholipase A1 activity. The coding region runs from base 440 to 4990 and encodes 1516 amino acids. Lineage: Eukaryota; Fungi; Ascomycota; Sordariomycetes; Sordariales; Chaetomiaceae. The record is from RefSeq and is a predicted model, not a curated record. The transcript has 3 exons. Gene Ontology annotation, biological process: phosphatidylcholine metabolic process. Gene Ontology annotation, cellular component: endoplasmic reticulum.